CUUCUUCUUAUUCUUGUACCUGCUCUGUGUAUAAACUGAGAAAGCGUCCACUCGUGCUUAACGUGCGCACCCACGGCGCAAUAAAUGGAGGCUCAUCACCCUUCCUUCGUGUCCAAAGCGAGAACCGCGUUUCAUUCUGCAGCUGCAAAAGCGGAGAAGGUUCUCAUGGACUUCAAAUCCGACCGAGAUUCUGAUAAGCAAUCUAACGACGAUUUGAGGAGGCAGCAGGGAGAUGAAUCUGCUCGGAAUGAGAGCGAAUCAAAGCUUCUCAAUGAACUGAAGCAUAUAAAGUGGAGACCUCCACAUAUAGGAAUAAAGCAGGAUUGGCAAGAUAGAAUUAAGAACAUUCGGAAAGGGAGAAAAGAAGUCGAAGAUACUAAUAAAGUUAGAGAUACAGACAUGGCUGGUGUUCCAUUUUAUGAUGAAAAUUUGUGCAUCCUGAAUGUGAAAAAUGAACUUGACGCCAAGGCUUCAGAAGCAAUUCCCUCGGUUGAAGGGUUAACUGCUGCUACCGCAGACCCCAUUCCUCCAUCGUCUGUCCUAAAGCAAUUGGCUAUAGCUUUUGAGGCUGGAAGGAAAACAAAUUCAAUGAAAGAUUUUGUAGCAUCAUCAGGAGGUUCUUCACCUGCCAGAGAGAGGGCAGGCUUAAAUCUCUCUGCAGUGAAGGCUUUAGUGUUGCGUGAAAAGGAGGACAAACUAACCUCUGAGUUAUGUAACGAUGAGAAAGUUGUGCAUUUGAUUAAAUCUCUGUUUGAUCCAGAGGAAGAGUUCCUUAGAAGGAAGAUCAACUCAAAUCCAGAGGAAACAGCCAUAAAAUCUUUACUAAGUGAUAUUCAUGGUGCUCCUCCUGAAAGCCUAGUUGUUAAGCUGGCUGAAGUAAUUGGAAACUUCAAGACCCUUCGAAAAAUGGCUCUUUUUUGGUGCAGGGUUGUUGCUGAACUGAGAAAACUUUGGUCUGAAGAAAAACAUUUACCUGGAGUCCCCCCAGAUGACAUUCCGGAUCUGAAGUCAUGUCUUCUGUAUCAGCAAUUUCAAGUAAUUAAUUGUUGCAUCUCUAGAAAAAGGCGCCAUGUUAUUGCCACCGAAUCUCUAGAAUCUAUGAUGAUGGAAGCCAAUCCAAAUACUUUAGAAUCAGCAAACAAUACUGACAGAAAUACUGCAAGCCCUUUAUUGUAUGCUAGAUUAAGUACUGGAGAGCUUGUUCUUCGACUUGGUGCUCAUUGCCCGUGUGGAGAUCUUACAUUAUUGGAAACUGGCGAGCCUGUGUACUCUCCUGUCACCCAGGAGGGACCCUUGCUUACGGAAGAUCUGAUCAAAGAGACGGAGGAGUUUGUGCUGCGGACAGGGAGUGUUGGUGCUGGGUGCUCUCAACUCCUCUCUGAUAUGCAAGCUUUCAAGGCUGCAAAUCCUGGUUGUAUUUUGGAUGAUUUUGUGAGAUGGCACUCUCCUCCCGAUUGGAUUGAAAGUGAGGCAAGUACUGAGGACAGUGAUUUUUUGGAUGGUGGUGAGUCAUUGUCUGUUAGAGGUCAACUAAGUCGGCGAAUGCGAAAAGAAGGUAAUUUGUGGCGUGAAUUCUGGGAAACAUCUAAACCGGUACCAGCUGUUAAACAGGCACCUCUGUUUGAUGAGGAUUUGGCAGUGGAGGGCAUCCUUGAUGCAUUUGAGGACAUCCAUCCUUCUGAGCUUUUUGGACAGCUCUUUGUUUCUAUACUUGGUUUAGGAUUUGCAAUUGCUGAACCUAUGCUGUCUGGUAACAUUGACUUCUCAAAGAUGUUCAAUGACUGCAAGGAGUAUGUAGUUGCCACUUGUCAAAGCAACAAUUUCAGUGAGAAAAUUGAUGAACUUGUUCAGGUUUAUGAAACAGUGGAGACAAUGUUGCUGAAUCCUGAGGAGGCACUGAAGAUGAUGAAGCAUACAGAAGAAUCAACUAUGAAUAAUGGUGAAUCAAAACGCCGGUUUAAGAAGCUCAGCCAUAUCUUUGGUGGCAAAGAUAGACUCAUGACAAGGCCUAUCAGACAUGAUCAGAUAAACAAUGAAGAAAAGCCAAUUGGACAAUCUUUUUCAAGUUUCUUUGACAGCAAGUCAUCUUUAUUUUCAAAGAAACCUCCUAAGCAUGGAAACCUAUCCACUGCUGAGAAACCAUCCUCUUUGGAAAGUGAUUGGACACUUGUUUAGGCAAAGUUCAGCUUUAGGAUAACAUAGCAUUUCUUUUUGUUUUCUCUCCUCCUCCUCCUCCUCUCACCCAGUCACAUAACUGUAAAUUAUUUUCUUUAUUCUGUUUCCAAAUGUUAAUUACGGAAUAUCAAAUCUUAAUGUAGGGUUCAUGUCUCUCG
Messenger RNA from Gastrolobium bilobum, 2333 nucleotides. RefSeq lists its product as uncharacterized. The transcript is spliced from 15 exons. The record is from RefSeq and is a predicted model, not a curated record. Lineage: Eukaryota; Viridiplantae; Streptophyta; Magnoliopsida; Fabales; Fabaceae. Gene Ontology annotation, molecular function: GTPase activator activity. Bases 85 to 2175 code for a protein of 696 amino acids. Gene Ontology annotation, biological process: positive regulation of GTPase activity.